AAAAAAAAUCCACUUAUUCAGUGUUAAUAUUAAAUUAAUAAAAUAAAAUAUGAAAUCGUCAUUAAUUUUAUUAGCGUUCUUGUGCUCAUUGCAGUAUUCUUGGACAAUCAAAUGUUAUAUGUGCCGAAGUUCUCUUGAAGGUCCAUGUGGUGAAUUACUUGAUAAAAAAGCUGAAAAACAACCAUUUGUUCGGAUUGAAGAUUGUAAUAAAAAAUGUAUGACAGCCAAAUAUAAUUUAAGAGGGGAUAGACUUUAUGAACGUUUGUGUACGGAUAUUGAUUAUUGUAAAAAUUUAAAAGAAGGUCAUAAAGAUCCUACUGCAAUCUGCAAAGAAUGUACAACUGAUUUAUGUAACACGGAUUUGUUUUAAUUAUUUGAAUGAAGAAUUUCAAUAAAUUUUUGUUAUCAGCAUAGUAAUCAGAGCAUUUUAGUGUUAAAAAUGUAAUUAUAAAUCGAAUAUAUCAAUUAAAUAAUAAAAUAAUAAUAUAAAUAGC
Condylostylus longicornis is the source of this 494-nucleotide messenger RNA. RefSeq lists its product as uncharacterized. NCBI's taxonomy places the organism in Eukaryota, Metazoa, Arthropoda, Insecta, Diptera, Dolichopodidae. Gene Ontology annotation, biological process: sleep; regulation of synaptic transmission, cholinergic; positive regulation of voltage-gated potassium channel activity. The record is from RefSeq and is a predicted model, not a curated record. Bases 50 to 370 code for a protein of 106 amino acids. The transcript is spliced from 2 exons.